Messenger RNA from Rhinopithecus roxellana (golden snub-nosed monkey), 3153 nucleotides. It is a transcript of the gene PACC1, whose product is annotated as proton activated chloride channel 1. The record is from RefSeq and is a predicted model, not a curated record. Lineage: Eukaryota; Metazoa; Chordata; Mammalia; Primates; Cercopithecidae. The coding region runs from base 1453 to 2415 and encodes 320 amino acids. The transcript is spliced from 9 exons. Gene Ontology annotation, cellular component: cell surface.
GAUCUGCCCACUUUGGGCUCCCAAAGUGCUGGAAUUAUAGGCAUGAGCCACCGUGUCAGGCCCCGCACCCGGCCUUUUCUUUUGUGCUUGGAGGGCUUUAGACUGGAGGUUUUGCCUGAUUUUAAGGGGCAGGAAUGGAGUCAUGGAGAGGGAGAUAGAAGAAUAGAUGUGUAAGAGCUGUUUUUCACUUGUCUCUUGGAGGUGAGUUUUUAAUGAAAAUGUCUUGAAACCUUAAACACUGAUGCUGUGAACCUGAGAAAAUGCUUGGGAAAACUGUCCCCUCUCCCUCCCAAUUCAGGGAUGGCUUCUCUUCUAAGCUCUGGUCUUGACCUCUCUUGCCCUCCUCCUUAAUCCUACACAGACUUGUUGAUUAUCAUGGUAUCCUUUCCGUCCUUCUACCCUUCUCAGUGGUAUAAUCGUCCCCAUUUGACAGGUGAGACCACUGAUGAGGUGAGGUUGAGAUUGCUGGCUACCAGGCUGCUGAUUGUAAUUAGCACCUAUCCCUGUGGUGGACUGCCUGCCUGCCCUUCCUGCUGUGUGUUGCCAUUUGCAGCCCAAGUCGGUGGACUUCAGCCAGAGUGCCACAGAGAGCUUUGACACCACCUUCACUGUUCCCUCUUUUCUCUCAGCAGACUCUAAGCCGCAUUUCCUCUUCCUUUGGGAAGUGGUUAAGACUGUGGACUUUGGAACUAGACCAACUUGGAUUUGACUCCUGGCUAUAUCUUUCCCUGGCUUUAUGGCCAUGGGAAAUAUUGUGAGUUGAAUUGUGCUUCCUUAAAAAAGAUAUUUUGAAGUCCUGACCCCAGGUACCUCAGAUUGUGACCUUGUUUGGAAAUGAGGUCAUUGCAGGUGUAAUUAGUGAAGAUGAGGUCAUACAGGAGUAGGGUGGGCCCCUAAUCCAACAUGGCUGGUGUCCUUAAAGACAAUGACCACGUGAAGACACAGAGAGAGCACACCUUGUAAAGAUGGCAAUGGAGAGUGGAGAUUGGAUGCCUCUACAUGCCAACGAACUCCAAGGAUUGCUGGCUGUCACCAGAAGCCAGGAGAGAGGCAUGGAACAGAUUCCCUCACCACUCGCAGGAGCCAACUCUGCCGACACCUUGAUUUCAGACUUCUAGCCUCCAGAACUGUGAGAGAAGACAUUUCUGCUGUUUUCAGCUGUUUGGUUUGUGGUACUUGGCUACGGUAGUCCUAGGAACAUAGAGGGCAGACAGUUUCUUGAGCUUUCUGAGCUUCGGUGUCCUCAUCUGUAAAAUUGCUGUAACGCAUUCUACAUCAUGUGGUUUUUGGUGACAAUAACUGAGUGAGGAGUUGGACCAGGUGGUUGAGAACUCAGAGCUGGCAGACGAACAGGACAAGGAGACGGUCAAAGUCCAAGGUCCGGGUGUCUUACCAGGUUCUAAGGAUUAACACUUGGACAUCUUUGGGAGCCUUUAUUCUGCCUACCACACCAUGCACUACCCUGUUGCCCCCAACCAGAAGUACAUCGAUGGAGGCCUGGACAGCGAGUCUGCCUCCAGCAGCAUCCGCUUCAGCAAGGCCUGCCUGAAGAACGUCUUCUCGGUCCUGCUCAUCUUCAUCUACCUGCUGCUCAUGGCUGUGGCUGUCUUCCUGGUCUACCAGACCAUCACAGACUUUCGUGAGAAACUCAAGCACCCUGUCAUGUCUGUGUCUUACAAGGAAGUGGAUCGCUAUGAUGCCCCAGGUAUUGCCCUGUACCCCGGUCAGGCCCAGUUGCUCAGCUGUAAGCACCAUUAUGAGGUCAUUCCUCCUCUGACAAGCCCUGGCCAGCCGGGUGACAUGAAUUGCACCACCCAGAGGAUCAACUACACGGACCCCUUCUCCAAUCAGACUGUGAAAUCUGCCCUGAUUGUCCAGGGGCCCCGGGAAGUGAAAAAGCGGGAGCUGGUCUUCCUCCAGUUCCGCCUGAACAAGAGUAGUGAGGACUUCAGCGCCAUUGAUUACCUCCUCUUCUCUUCUUUCCAGGAGUUCCUGCAAAGCCCAAACAGGGUAGGCUUCAUGCAGGCCUGUGAGAGUGCCUAUUCCAGCUGGAAGUUCUCUGGGGGCUUCCGCACCUGGGUCAAGAUGUCACUGGUGAAGACCAAGGAGGAGGAUGGGCGGGAAGCAGUGGAAUUCCGGCAGGAGACAAGUGUGGUUAACUACAUUGACCAGAGACCAGCUGCUGAAAAAAGUGCUCAGUUGUUUUUUGUGGUCUUUGAAUGGAAAGAUCCUUUCAUCCAGAAAGUCCAAGAUAUAAUCACUGCCAAUCCUUGGAACACAAUUGCUCUUCUCUGUGGCGCCUUCUUGGCAUUAUUUAAAGCAGCAGAGUUUGCCAAACUGAGUAUAAAAUGGAUGAUCAAAAUUAGAAAGAGAUACCUUAAAAGAAGAGGUCAGGCAACGAGCCACAUAAGCUGAAGUCACCUCGCGUUGUUUAUAGAACUGUCCACAUCAGUGGGAGUUGUCAUCACUUCCACUUUGUAAACUGAGCUAUCAACAAUCCUGUACUCACUUGAAGAAAUGGGGCCUUGCUGAGGGGAACAGCAUGUCAAACUGGAACUUCUAACCUUGCCCCGAAAGAGGCCGUGUAGAGCCUAAUAGAAGAGAGCUAAUGGAUAACCUACAUGUUAUUUAAAUAUUUAAAUUAUUAAUAAACUUUCUAAAGAGCUGGCCAAUGACUUUUGAAUAGGGUUUGUAGAAGAUGCCUUUCUUCCUGUUUGGUUCAUUGUAUUGUAUUAGGUUAAGCUCUACUAGGGUAAUGAAGGCUCUACUUUUCACUUUUUAAAAGUAGACAAAAGAGUGUGAUUUUCUUUUUCCAAAAAUCCUAUCAAGACGUGCAGGUCAUGCUUUGGAGCCUAUGCACUGUACACAGAGGCAAAACCCUAUGACUUUGGCGUCAUCUGCCAUUGAUGUCCAGCCUCUGACAUGCUCUUUGAUUUGUUAAACGUUAAAUGAGACUUUAAAGCUACUAGAAACUAGUAAUUAAGUUUCUUAAUGGGCUGACUAGCCACCUACUCAUCUGGCUAGAAUGUUUGUUGAUGUAUGAGUUUAGAUUAACACUCAAAAGCACUAAGGACAGAUGUACAUACUAGGUGCCUACUCAGUGUAUUUUGAUGAUUUCAUUAACAGGUAAAUAAAAGGUUAAUACAAAAGGAA